Molecule: messenger RNA, 6401 nt
Organism: Scleropages formosus (Asian bonytongue)
Lineage: Eukaryota; Metazoa; Chordata; Actinopteri; Osteoglossiformes; Osteoglossidae
Gene: asxl2
Product: ASXL transcriptional regulator 2
Exons: 13
Coding region: 328-4179 (1283 amino acids)
Biological process (GO): animal organ morphogenesis; positive regulation of transcription by RNA polymerase II
Cellular component (GO): PR-DUB complex
Molecular function (GO): DNA binding; peroxisome proliferator activated receptor binding; chromatin binding
Source: RefSeq, a predicted model, not a curated record
GUGGGCCUUCUGUUAUCUUCCCCGCACGCGUUGCGUGGGCGGAAAUGCGGUACAGUUCGCAGCCAAGGCGUGGCAGCACGUUCCCUGCAAAUGCGCCGCAAACAAACUCACUCGAAAAAUGGGGGCGCGCGGGCUGCGCGGGCUCCCCAGCGCAGCUGUCAUCCGUACAGUAAUAUGACGUAUCCCCCUCCUGUCACAUGACCUCCUUACAGUAAAAACCCAACAUGGCAGCGGCGGCAGGAGCUCUCCCACUGUAACUACACCAACGUUUCCACCAACGGCAGCACGAGCGCCGUACGGGCCAGCCGCUCCGCCCGCACCGCAGACAUGAGGGAGAGACAGAAGAGGAAGAAGGGCAGGACGUGGGCAGAAGCUGCCAGAACGGUACUGGAGAAGUACCCUAAUACCCCCAUGAGCCAUAAAGAGAUCCUCCAGGUUAUCCAAAGAGAGGGGCUGAAGGAAAUAAGAAGUGGGACCUCACCGCUGGCGUGCCUGAAUGCAAUGCUGCAUGCCAACUCCCGCGGGGCCGAGGGGAUUUUCUACAAAGUACCUGGCCGCAUAGGAGUCUACAUGCUAAAGAAGGACGUCUCGGACAGCGCAAAAGAGCUGUCAGAGGAGGGAUCAGAGGAGAGCAGUGACAACGCCUCCGACUCCCAGAGCACCGAGAACGGCAGCAACUCCAACACCAAGGAGAGCGGGAAGGGCAAGUGGAGGAGGAGAGUGCCCUCCAAGCUGUCGCCGCAGCCCUCCUCGCCCCAGUCGCGCUGCACCUCCCCCUCUGUGCCUGCCACCAAGCUCAUGUCCUCGUCGCAGAAGCACAGCAAGAAGGCCCUCAAACAGGCCCUGAAGCAGCAGCAGCAGAGGAACCAGCGCCGGCAAGGUGGCGUGUCGUCCAUGUCGAACCCACGGCUCGUCCUCGGCACUCCUAAAGACAUGGCAGAGCCCAUGAGCGCCAGAACCGCAUGGGAAGUGAAACAGUCAGCCCGGCGAUCCACGAGCCCACAGAACUCCUCCAGCUCAUCCUCUUCUUCUUCCUCAGUCAAGACAGACCCCUGUCCCUCAGCCAGCACCAGGAAAAUGUCCCAGAGGCCAGACCGGCUUUCUGCACGACAUCUGAAACGCACCAAGUGUGCAGAGAUCGAUGUGGAGACGCCGGACUCCAUCCUGGUAAACACCAACCUGCGACCGCUGAUGAACAAGCACACCCUGUCACUCCUGCCCCCGGAGUGUCAGCAGCGCCUCCUGAGGCUGCUCCCGGAAGUGGACCGGCAGACCUGCGCAGAUGGACAGCUGAAGCUGAGCAGCUCCGCUCUGAACAAUGAGUUCUUCACAUCAGCAGCACAGGCCUGGAAGGAGAGACUAGCAGAAGGUGAAUUCACCCCCGAGAUGCGACUGCGAAUCCGCCAGGAGAUCGACAAGGAGAAGAAGGUGGAGCCGUGGAAGGAGCGCUUCUUCGAGAGCUACUACGGCCAAAAUUUGGGACUGACCGUUGAAGAAUCCAGAGUGCUGAUGGAAGCUGCUUCCAGUGAAGAUCCAACCCAGUCCCACUCCACUCUGCCUCCCUGUCAGCAAGGGGCUGCAGCAAGUGAUGCUGCGCAGAUCGAAUCUGAAAAAAGCCCUUCAAUCACUAUGAGUUCGAAGUCAGAGGCAACGGACAAGGAAGCAGCCGCGGAGCAAACCGUUAAGGCAGAUCAGUUGCAGGCGCCUGCCGAACCCGAAUCUGAAACUCCUAGCGUGGCAUCGCCAAACAUCAUGACCACUUGUCCCCCUGUCGAAAUGGAGGAGGCCACGGCUAAGGUGUCGGCAGCGGAACCAGAACCAGAGCACAAAGGUACAGAGCAAGUGCAGCUCUCCCCUCGGGACGUGCCGAAGACGUCUCCACGUGGAGAGGCUCCUCCUGCCGAUCAGCCCAGCAGAGAACUCAUAGGGAAGACGCCAGAAACCGAGCACAUGGAGUCAGAGGUGACUCCCGAGCUCCUCAAAAGGAAGUCAUCUAUUGAAGAGGAUGCAGCACUAAGCCCUGAGAAGAAGCCACGUGUCUCAGAACUGCCCCCAAGAACACCACCAGAGGUCAAAGCACAUGACACAUCUCCGAGGGUGCCGCCACUCAAGAUUCCUGUCUCAAGGAUUGUACAGGUACCAGCAGCUGCAGGCCAGGUCUCUCCCAGAUCCCCCUUCCCAGCGCCUAUGCCAAGCCCCGGUCGCCCAGGGGCUCGCACCUUAGCCGACAUCAAGGCCAAAGCCCAGCUGAGGAAGGCCCAGAGUGCUGCAGCGGCGGCAGCAGCUGCAGCUGCUGUAUCCUCUUCUGGUGGAGCAGUGCCCGGGCCUGGGCCAGGGGGAGGAAACGGAGCUUCUCCCGGGAGUGCGCCGAAGGGAGGAUUUUCAUCUGGCCAUUUGGUGUCCCAGACUAAGAGUUUUUCCUUCUCAAAUGAUGGCUCUCAAGCCCAGUUACAACACAGUGCCCCAUCAACAGACAGCGCCAGUAAGGCAGCUGCACUCAUCAAGUCAAACACUACGCAAGCCCCCACCAGCUUGUCUGCGAGCUCAUGUCUGAACAAAGACCCGCCAAAUGUACUGUUAGCUCCUGUUGAAAAAGAAGUUCAGAAGUUGGCUACAGGGCAGUUGAGCACAAAUCCGGUUUCAGGAAUGACGGGGUCACAAACUGUACAAAAGCCAUCAGACAUUUCGGCAGUUCUUGAAAAGCAAAAAGCUUCCCAUGCAGCCUCCGUGACAGACAUCGUUCCGCAUUGGAGUAGGGGCACUCAUCCUGGGAUUUUCCCUACAGCCCUGACUGCACCUGGAGAAAAAGCCCUGGAGCACACUCUGGCUGGAGUGUCAGAUGGAAAGGCCGGUUCCUCAAUAACUUCUAAUAACCCCCUGGUUGCUCAGCUCCUCCAAGGGAUCGAAGUCCCUCUUGAACAGAUUCUCCCAAAGCCGCUUACGGAGUCCCAGCCCACGAUGGUACCCUCUAGCGAUAAAGGGAAGUCAUCUGCCUCUGCCUUGGGUGGUUCUGCCGCAAGCAACGAGAGUCAAUUAGCCGCUGGUGUGGGAGCCGUUGAUAAAACGAAACAAUUAGUUCCCUGCCAGCUGGUCACAGCUAGAGCUGCUGCCCGGGAAUUCUCUCAGCAUCCAGGGGAAAUGCUCACCAAGGCCACCCAGGAGCAGAUCCUACAGACUCUAAUGCAGAGAGCUCACAGUCAGCAGCUGGCGCCUGAGCCACAGGCUGCAUUGAAGGAAGCAUGUCUACUGAGGAACCCCACCGAGUGCCACAACGCAUCCAGAUUUGCUGUGGGUUUCUCGGGCCGAAAGAGGAUGUCCAAUCCAGCCAUGUCGGGGCAUUACCUUCUAAACAUCUCCACUUAUGGCAGAGGAUCUGAGGGCUGUAAGAGGGUUGUUUCUACAAUGCCCACCAUUUUAGCCAACCUGAAGAAGGAGUACACAGAGGGUGAGGAGACUCCAGACUGUGAUCCAGCAAGGGGGCAUCAGUAUUUAAGUGGAGCAGACCUUCCUGGAGUCAAGGUUGAACACCAGGGGCCUCCAGAUGAUCCUCACAGGGGAAACUCAGAAGGGACACUUGACUCCCAGCAGCAAGAAAAGAUCAAGUCUGAGUUUCCAUCACACAGACACAUAGCUGACAGGGAGGAAGUCGGAGCCCAAACAAUCAGCACCAUCGCUGCUUUAAGAGCCAAAGAGACAGAGCAGGUUCCCCAGCCGUUAACGGGUCACCCUGCCCUUGGCAAUAGUUCACACAAUAACUCAACGUCAGUAAUGCCAGAGCCAUAUCAAUUGCAGAUCCAUGCGACUACAAACACCCACCACAGUUCGACUUCUACCCAACCUAUGCAGAAAACACAGGAGAACCAGGGCUCGUUCAGCCAUUCGCUGAAGCACGCUUCCGUAGGCGCCGGCAGCCCGCCCAGCUACAGCCCAGUCUCCAGCGGCAGCGGGAGCGUGAUGUCCUUCUCCGUGACCGUCACAACCAUACCAGCAAGCCACAGCGGCCACGGGGAAGCGGCAUCCUUGCAGGCCUUCGAUGAGGGCUCCAGCCUAGAGGACCCGCCAUCCAACUGCUACUGCCGCCUAAAGGCCAUGAUCAUGUGCAAGGGCUGCGGGGCGUUCUGCCACGACGACUGCAUCGGCCCUUCCAAACUCUGCGUCUCGUGCCUGGUUGUGCGAUAAGAUCCUUCGCUAACGGUUCAACCGGCUCUUUAGAGAAUGAACAGGCACAGGAAGAAACCGCCACGGUCAGAGGUGGUCCUGAAGCGGACGGAAGUUGAGCACCUUGCUCUCGUCUUGAGUCACUCGUGUUUGUGAAUCGUGACAAAAAUUUUGCACUUAGAAUAAUACAUUUAUUGCACAAUAUUUUGUUAAAAGUAAAAGGAAGAUGAAAAAGAAAAAUUACAGAAAUAUUUUUUUAGAAAAAGGGGGUCAUUUCUCCAAUGGACAACCACUUCCUUUUUAGCGGACUGUUUGCAUAAGUUUCCGCAGCACACGUUUUUACUGUAGAUACCAGGUGUGGUUUGUGUGUGCAACGAUGGCGCGUAGCUGUGUCGCUAUACUGGCUGUUGUAGCGGGGAGGGCGCUGUGCUGGGUGCUGUUGUACCAGACGAAAGUAGCAUAUUGAUGUGGACAAUCUCCAAGGUAAUGGGAUUUCAAGUGGAAUCUUGUAGCUGCACACGGUGGUUGCCAGCUCUUCAUGAGCAAUCCUGCAGGCAGCAGCGAAGUGUGAGCGGAGUCUAGAGUACCGAGGAAACCUGUCGAGCUAACAGCGUAUCCGCUGUGGCAUCGGGUGCCUUGAAAGGGAGAUCAGUCGAGUCCUCGUAGCUGCUGUUGCAGGAAGGGUGAGGAGUACUGGCCUGCAAGGAGUGGGAACGUCCAUCCUUCACUCACCAAAUUCUCCCACAGCCAAAGGGAUGCUGGGGUGCAGGAGCUAUGGAUGAGGCAUCACUCCCAUCUGCUCCUUUCACACAAUCAUCCAGAGCAUCAGCAUCAUCGUAGAAGUACAGCUCUUCUUUCCCCGAACAGUUUUUUUGACUCUACAGGUUUUUUGUCUUAUAUCGCCCACCUCGACCCCAGAUUGUGGCUACAGUUGUUUACUGGAUCCAAAUGUGCAAUAAGGAAACAUUACGGAGCACAGGUACUAAACCCUGCGUUAAUACUAGCUUAAUGUUCACGACGUUCCGCCAAAUAUUCUAGGCUUGUCUCCCAAGUGUGAUGAUCAUCGUUUCAGUUAAUCUGUUUUCUUAAAGGAAAUAAGUUGAUCAUGCAGUUGUGCCUCAUUGUGUGGCCACAUCUUGAUUUUGCACAUACUUCACUAAAGAAUUAUUCACGCACGUUGCUCUGCAGGUAAUAAUGGAUUUCUGACAUACAAUCAGAUAUUAUAAUUUGAUCAGUUAUGUUACUCCCCUUUAAUAGCUACCACCCUGUUGUUGUUAACCUGCUGAUUUGCUUCAGUUCUGUUUCUUUGGCCUCAGUAAGUUACAUGGGGUUGUCAAGUCCUCUCGUGAAAUCAUCAGUAGAAGGUCUUCAUGUUCAUCAUUUGCGUUGUAAUUGUAACUGUAUCGCAGUUUCAGACAUACUACGCUUGCUGUGCGGAGCUAAUGAGCGCGACCCAGCAUGCAGACUGAGCCCAAGCUGCCACUGUUCACCGCGGUAGGGUGGGACCUGGUAUCGUGUGCGUAAAUGAAACUCUCAUGGCAUCGAUGUGUUUUCGUGGGUGACAGACCAGGCAGCAGGAUGUGAACUUGUCGGAUGUUUCUCCGAAGGAUGUCGUACGCGCCGAAUUUGUUGGCAGGAAGUUGAGGUCCUUCCUUUGUGUAUUGGCCCCAUAUUCGUACAAGUCAAUGCUGAUGGUUCCCUGACACGCAUUAUAGAUUUAGUUUCAUCUCUUAAAUAGCUUUAUGUCUUUAAAAUCACUGUAUGAACAAUUACAAUAGGUUGAAUUUGUUGUUUUUGCUAAUUUGUUACUUGAACGCCUGGGAAAUAAUUCGGAAUUCGGUGUUUCUAGUUUUUUCUUUCAGAAUUUUAUUAAUUUUGUCUGUUGUGAACAAAUUUAUUACCUAAUGUUUUUACCCCUCCUCAUUUGAUUUGCCUCAGUUUUAUAUGUGAUGGAAGUGACAGACAGGCUUUUAAGUGCUGAUGUUGGGACACUGAAAUGUAUAAACAUUAAUGUUUUGAAUUCCAUUGUAUUGUGCUGUAAAUGUACAUGGGAUAUAAUUUUGAUAUAGGUAACAAAAGUAAAAGCAUUUAUUUAAUACCCUUAGUAGAAAAAGUUAUGGUCACCAUACUAAAUAAAUCAGUUAUAUGAGCAGUUGUAUUUAGGACAUUUCUAUCAGUAAUUUUGUUAUACCAAAGCCACCCUCGAAAAAAAUAGUUGUUUAGAUUUUGUUUAAACAUUUGAA